AUGCAGCGUGCCCGGACUCAAUGUGCGAGAUAUACAUAUACAUACAUACAUGCAUAUAUAUCUAUCUAUCUAUCUAUCUAUCUAUCUAUCAUCCAUCCAUCUAUCUAUCUAUUUCAGGCAUCUAUCCAUCCAUCUAUCCAUCCAUCUAUCUAUCUAUCUAUCCAUCUAUCUUUCAGGCAUCUAUCUAUCUAUCUAUCUAUCUAUCAUUCAUCUAUUUCAGGCAUCUAUCUAUCCAUCUUUCUAUCCAUCCAUCUAUUUCAGGCAUCUAUCUAUCUAUCUAUCUAUCCAUCUAUUUCAGGCAUCCAUCUAUCUAUCUAUCCUAUCUAUCUAUUUCAGGCAUCUAUCUAUCUAUCUAUAUCCAUCCAUUCAUCUAUCCAUCUAGGCAUCUAUCUAUCUAUCUAUCUAUCUAUCUAUCUAUCAUCCAUCUAUAUCUAUCUAUUUAGGCAUCUAUCUAUCUAUUCAUCUAUCUAUCUAUUCUAUCUAUCUAUCUAUCUAUUUCAGGCAUCUAUCUAUCUAUCUUGUCUGUUCUUUAUCUAUGUAUCUAUCUAUCUAAUUCUGUUAAUUAUCUAUCUAUCUAUCUAUCUCAGUCUGUUCAUUAUCUAUCCAUAUAUAUAUAUGAGUCUAUUGUUUAUCUAUGUAUCUAUCUAUAUGAGUCUGUUUAUCUAUCAACCUAUCUAG
This is a messenger RNA of Acanthosepion pharaonis, 678 nucleotides long. NCBI's taxonomy places the organism in Eukaryota, Metazoa, Mollusca, Cephalopoda, Sepiida, Sepiidae. The record is from the annotation of a GenBank genome assembly.